GACACCCCAUCCUGUAGGACGCCAUUUUCACAGCCCCAGCCGGAACAACCCCUUUGCCAGGCUAUCGUGGGCAAUGUGAUGACCGUGGGGGGUACUAGGGUUGCCACCUGGCCAGUUUUUGUGCUGCCUUGCCAGUUCAAAGAUUUAACGUGCCAGGAUUUUGUUUGUUUCACAUUAGAGCGCUCUGCAGUUCUCGUCCCUGGAGUCCAGACUGUGGUGCCGGGCUAGCAGUAAGAUCACAGGAGGAGCAGGCGCCGGGCAAAACAGGAAUUUCCCAGGCACGCGGCUCGUGCAUUUCACCUCGCCUUAGAUCAUCACCAGAGAACCAGCAUUAGGGGCACCGGGUGAAGCACAGCCAGCAGCUCGGCGUCAUUGCGGCUGGACAAUGCGAGUCCCUCGGGAACGUGUCCCAUGAGCUGAGCCAACGCACCGCCAGGACCCGAGGGGUCUGGAAAGGCCGGGUGUGAGAUCACAAUGUCCCAUAGAAACAGGAAACCCCACAACCAUGUUCGAGAGCUCACCAGGAACAUGGAUCUGGCCAGGUUACGCUCCCGUCCACAGAAACUGAGCACCAAGACCCUGCAGGAUGUGCGGGAUGCGCUGGAGAAGUGGGGGGUGCUGGACGAGGAGCUGGGAGCCAGCUUUGAGCGGGCCCUGGUGGAGUUCCCCCGGGAGCCCCGGUGUGUGAAGAGCAAUGCCCGGAUGGUGAUCAGGCAUGACCACACCGAGCUGGUGUUUGUGUCGGGCCAGGGGGAAUGCGAGAUCACUGUGUCUGAAGGCAUCAGGGAGCCCUGCUAUGAGGUGAAGGAGCCCACGGUGACGGUGUAUUGGGAGAGGCUACGCGCUCGCCCACAAAGGCUGAGCGUGGGGAGCCUGCAGAGAAUCCGGGAGAGGCUGGAGUCCUGGGAGGUGAUGACUGAGGAGCUGAGAUGCUCCUUCGAUCUGGUGCUGAGGGAAUUCCCCAAGGAGCCGGAAUGCAUCCGGGACAACCCCAGGAUGUGCGUUGCCUGGGACGAGACGAAGCUGCGGCUGAUCUCCGAAGAUGGGGACUGUGAGGUCUCUGUGACCUGCUGUGAUGGGAAGCCCAGCUAUGACGUGAAGGUGAAGAGCUGGGCGAUGUAUCAGGAGAGGAUGCAUCUCUCUGAACAGCCACUGAGCAUUGAGAACCUGGAGGGCGUGCGGAGGGAGGUGAGGGGUCUGUCAGGGACUCCCGAGAAGGUCAAGGAGGCCUUGAACGUGGCCAUUAGGGAUUUCUCCGCUGAACCGGGCUGGCUGCAGGAGAACGCCCGGCUGGUCAUUGAGUGCGACGGGGGUGAGAUGGUUUUUGUCUCCGGGAAAGGGGAGAAUAAAGUGGACGUGUGCACCAUUGACAGGAAGGUCAGUUACAAUGUCAGAGCCACCACAUGGGUGACUUUCCUUAGGAUGUUGCGGAAACUACUCCCCAAGCUCCCCGAGGCCUUGCUGAAGCUCAUCCCCAUCUUAGGCCAAGUCCUAUCAAUGCUGUUGGGAGCGUCGUGAGAUGACUGGCCCAGACCCCACUCACUUCCCAGAGCCGGGGACAGAACCCAGGCACAGGCAUGUGACCCCCGGCUCUGCCCCAGGCCCCACCUCCACUCCACCCCUUCCCCCAAGGCCACACCCCCACCCUAGUCCCACCUCUUCCCACCCUGCUCUGUCCCUGCCCCCCCAGCACACCACAUCCUCUCUCCCCCCUCAACCUCUUGCAUGCCACCAAACAGCUGUUUGCGGUGGGCAGGAGUGGGGGGGGGCGAGGGGGAGGUGCCAAUAGGGGGGCUGCCAGUGGGUGCUCAGCACCCACCAUUUUCCCCCCCCCAUGGGUGCUCCAGCCCCAGACUACCAACAGAGUUGAUGCCUAUGAACCCAGGAGUCCUGGCUCCCAGCCCCCGCUCCCCCGCUCUAACCACUAGACCCCACUCCCCUCCCAGAGCCAGGGAGAGAACCCAGGAGUCCUGGCUCCCAGCC
Messenger RNA from Malaclemys terrapin pileata, 1983 nucleotides. RefSeq lists its product as uncharacterized. The coding region runs from base 475 to 1518 and encodes 347 amino acids. The transcript is spliced from 2 exons. The record is from RefSeq and is a predicted model, not a curated record. Lineage: Eukaryota; Metazoa; Chordata; Testudines; Emydidae.